GUGCGCCGCCGGCCGCCGCGCCGUCCCCCAAAAACCCCGGCCGUGCGCCGCGCCCGGCGAUUGGCCAGCGGUGGUCACGUGACCAGACGGAUCAUUUAGCGUGCCAGUCGGCCGGGCGCGCUAGUGGUGCGGUUGGUGUCGAGCCGGUGGGUCGUGGCGUGCUCCCCGUGCUGAGCUGACGCCUGUGAACGGGAGAGGAGCUGACCAGUGGUGUCGGCGGAGAUACUAUGUGCUGUGCGGGACCGGCGGUAGUGGACAGUGACCCCAGCGCCGGACGACGCACGCCCUAAUGAGGUGUAACGCGACAACGCCCCAUGAACAUAUCUAAGCUUGGGCCACAACUCGUUUUAGUUGCAACUCUUCUGAUGAUGUUACUCACCGUCGGGUGCUCGGCGAUGCCCUCCAUUCCCGACGAUCACAACCGAGCGUGUCGAAAGGCGUCGUGCACGUACGCCCACCUGUUCGUGCCACGACGCUGCAAGUACGACAGCCUCGUCUCAGUCUACCGAAAUGGCACGGUGGACGCCAGCUCGCGCGAGAAAACCCAAAACAAUCUACUGCGGUUCCAGACCGAUAUCAGCCAAACGGAAACUCAGGAGCAGGGAAAGCUCUUCAUUCACAUCUACAACCAGAGGGCGAAGAGGUACAUCUGCUUCUCGCGCUCCGGCAGAGUAAAGACCCGGAAGCGGUUGCCGCCGAGCGGCCGGGGUCGGCACAGUCGGCUGACGUGCCGAUUCGUGGAGCAAAUGCCCAGAGACGAGAGCGGCCACCUGUACACCAUGUACGUGGCCGACGAGCCGCGCCGGCCCAGCAGGCGGGAGCGCGUCAUUGCCUUCUGCAGCGGCGGCCAGGCCAGCCUGCUCAGGCUGCCGUCCGCGCACCGCAUGGCCAGGAGACGUCUGCGACAGUGUGACGCGCGCCGGCUGGCCGGCAGGCGCGCCGCGCGGCGGCGACACCGGCAGAAGCGCGCCGCCGCCAACCGGCAGCGCCGGCGGCGUCGGCAGCGUCGGCAGCGACGCGCCCAGUGCCAGUUCGUGUUUAUGAAGCAGCCGGUGUCGUCGUACCGGGACGCCGUGCGCGCACUCUGACUGCCAGCCGCGCCCAAGCGCGCCGUGCCACGUACAAAGGGUGAUAGGCGGCCAGGACUUGUGGCGGCCAUUGUUAUGUGACUGCGUGAUGCGCGGUGCCAUGUGUUUGUAUGUGAAUGUGCGUGCGGCGCACCAGUGCGUGUGUGUCUGUGCGUGCGCGUGCCAUCGUUGUUUCACUCAUUUGCUCUGUUUUGCUCAAAGCCAUCCGAUGUUUGUCCCAGCGCAGUGGCGGACCAGCUCGUUAAUAAUCAUUACACGUCAUAGUAGACUAUCGCACUCGUCGGCUUUGCGCUUCAAUGGACUCUUAAUUUCAUUACUUCCCGCCAGGAACGGCGGCUGGUUGAAUUUUGGCGCGACGGAGCGGUGAAUUUGGCGCGCCCAGGCCAGGUGCCGGCGGGAAUCAAUUUCCACCUCUCGACUGCGACGCCCGUCAAAACAAAACCAAAUUAGCCGGCUUCCGCACGGCGCGUCAGCUCUCCGUGCCAGAUGGACGGGUUUAAUUAGCGAAAACAGGGCCCAACUGCGCGGCGCGCGCGCUCGACCGCCGCCUGCCGGACCCCUAUCACCGGCCAUCUCCCGGCGGCCGCCGCGCCGCGCUGUUAAUAGCCGAUUAACGCGCGCGCCCGCGACACCAGGACGGCGCGCAUCGUCCGUAACAGCUCCAUCGGCAGCGGGGCGCGCCCGUCGCCACCGGCUGAGCGUGCGCCGCCGUCAGAGCGGCCCGUGCGCGCCGGCGGCCGCCGGUCUGUCGUGCCGCGCCCCGCCCCGCGCCGUAAUGUCAGGGUGUCGGUGGUGUAAUCGCCACUGCGCCGGACACCGGCGCGGCGCCCGGCAUCAUUAUAAAUGACCGCCACUUCCUCCGGUAAACAGGGCUGCGGCAGCGGUCCACCGGCCCUGCCCGCACCCGCCUUCCUGCCGCUCGCUGACGUAUCAAUUCACACGCUCCGCGCCGCCCUGGUUCCCGGCUGUCCGCCGCUCAAAAUCCCGUCAUCGCUCUCUCAGACAUACCGCCCGACUGCCUUACUCGCGCCGGCAGGGAGCCGCGCGCUGGCCGUCGGUGCACGCGCCGCAGCGCGCUGGGCCGUACCCGCGCCGCCGGCGUGUCGUCGGCGCUGUGUCGCUGGCUCCGAAUGGAAUCUCCCACCGUUUAUGCACGGUGCUGUUGAUGUGCGUACUGCCCCGGCAGUCCGGGCGACCCGGGGUCCGGGCCCGCCGCGCGCGCCACGCCGAGGCGACUCGCCAGCCUCUCGGCUUUUAGGGUUGGCGUUUUUACGCUAAAUUGCGCGAUAUUUUAUGGGUGGAGGUGGUGGUGUGGUGGCUGUGACGCCUGGCGCGGCGGCGGUGGCGGGUCAGCGCUGGGUCACUGUCAGGUCACUGUCGGCGGCGGCCUCGUGCGUCCCGACCUCGUGUCCUGCGGCAGUGACCGGCGCGCAUCCGCCGCCGCCGCCGCCGCCGCCGCCACCGCCAUCACUGCUCUCCUCCGCGAGCACAUAAUCAGUAUUUAUUUCUGCUCUCGCAGAGUUGUGUUGUAAGGGUCACUGCACGCCGACACUUCCAUUCAACACGCCGACACUUCCCAUCCAACAUUCCUUGUCUAAAUAUUGCGAAGAUAAAAUGUGGCGUACUAGUCAGUUUGUGUGUUGUUGGGAGUACCUCUCCAUUUACGAACAAGGAUGUGUAUCUGAUUGUAAAUAGUUUUUUUAGUCAUUUUUGUAGAUGGAUGUUUCAUUAUUACUUCUGUAAUAUAUUUUGGCACUAACAAUGUAAAAUAAAAUAAAUCAUGUCAGCGUGUA
Messenger RNA from Amphibalanus amphitrite, 2881 nucleotides. RefSeq lists its product as uncharacterized. The transcript has 5 exons. NCBI's taxonomy places the organism in Eukaryota, Metazoa, Arthropoda, Thecostraca, Balanomorpha, Balanidae. The record is from RefSeq and is a predicted model, not a curated record. Bases 315 to 1088 code for a protein of 257 amino acids.